This is a messenger RNA of Tripterygium wilfordii, 3299 nucleotides long. RefSeq names its product pre-mRNA-processing protein 40C-like. Gene Ontology annotation, molecular function: transcription coregulator activity; RNA polymerase binding. Bases 179 to 3109 code for a protein of 976 amino acids. The record is from RefSeq and is a predicted model, not a curated record. Lineage: Eukaryota; Viridiplantae; Streptophyta; Magnoliopsida; Celastrales; Celastraceae. Gene Ontology annotation, cellular component: nucleus. The transcript has 16 exons.
GUUUUUGUUCAACACUUCGACUUCCAAAUUCUCAAAAACCACAGACGCGCUAAUCAUUCUCUCUCACGAAUUCACGAUGACUGACGAAGUAUUGUAACUCUAUUUCUCUUCACAGUCAGAUUGAAUAGUGGCAUCCCCUGCCUGGUUACCACAGAAAUUGCAGUCUUCUUGAGUCUCCAUGUCUGGUCCACCGCGAGGAGGACCCUCUAAUGGUUCUUCAAUGCCAACUGCUAUUCCUAGUGGAAAUGCACUCAUAUCGAAUGGUUCAAGUGGUACCACUAAUGAUUCUAUGCAAGAAUCUGUGCAAGUGAAAUUUCCUAAUCCAUCUGGUCAUGUGGUUCCAGGACCUUCUUUCUCUUACAGCGUGACUCCAAGAGGCAACAGUGCCAGUGGAGGGUCUCAGCAGCCAUCAUCUUCUUCUGUGUCACCCAUAAUCAUUUAUCCUCAAUCUUCUACCUCGACUUCUUCUACUGGGCCGUCUUUCUCAUUCAAUUUCCCACAAGCCAGUGUAGGUUUCACCAGUAACCCACAGUUCCAAUCUAUGAUGGAUGCAUCAACAGUUAUUGCACAUGCUAGCACUGUCUCAUCAACAUCAACCAUCUUACCAUUAACUGUUAAUGCUUCUUCCAGCUCUACAGUGGCUGUAUCGACGACUCCUAACUUGGGCUCUGCAACCUUAUGGACACCAACUACCCUAUCUUUUCCUGUUCCUCCUAGACCUUCUGGAACUCCUGGGAUACUUGCCCCCGCUGGAUUAGCCUUUUCUACAACAGUCACGGUUCCAUCUGCAAUUUCGGUUUCCUCCUCAUCUGUCUUGAGGCCCAAUAUGCCAAAUGUUCCUAACUCUUCUAAUCCAGUUGUGCCGCAGCCUAUAUAUCCUGCCUAUCCAUCUUUACCUGCUAUGGGUGUUUCCCCUCAGGCACACUGGUCAUAUCCUCCUCAGAUGGGUGGCGUUCCUAGGCCACCGUUUCUUUCGCAUCCUGCUGUUUAUCCUGGAUCGUUCCCUUCACCGGUGCAUGUCAUACCUCUUCCUUGGGUUCCACCAUCUGAUUCUCAGCCGCCUGGUGUCACUUCUUUGGCGAUUGCAGGUUCAACUACUGCUGCUGCUUCUGGAAAUCAAUUCGCAAGCCCAUCAGGAAUGCAGCUGCAGACAGAAUUACCUCCAGGAAUUGAUAACAGGAAAUUUGUCCAUGAUGCUGGCAUUACGGACAGAGUUGUUGUAAAUGAACAAGCAGAGGCCUGGACUGCCCACAAAGCUGACACUGGAGUUUUUUACUACUAUAAUGCUGUAACAGGACAAUCAACUUAUGAGAAGCCUCCUGGCUUUAAGGGGGAGUCUGACAAGGUAUCUGUGCAGCCAACUCCAGUUUCAAUGGAGUACUUGGCUGGUACUGAUUGGGCACUGGUUUCAACAAAUGAUGGAAAGAAAUAUUAUUAUAACAGCAAAACUAAGUUAAGCAGCUGGCAGAUUCCAGCUGAGGUGGCAGAAUUGAGAAAGAAGCAUGAUGUUGAAGUAUCUGGUGAGCAUCCAGUGCCAGUGUCAAAUACUAGUGAAUCGACUGAUAAGGUAUCUGCUCCGCUCAGUUUGAGUGCUCCUGCUGUUAGCACUGGUGUUCGCGAUCCCAUAGCUCUCAGGAACCCAGGAGCACUGGGAUCCUCCUCCGCACUGGACUUGGUAAAAAAGAAGUUGCAGGAUUAUGGAGCUCCUAUUACUUCAGCUGCUCCAUCUGUUCUAGCUCCAACUGCAGCAUCAGAAUUAAAUGGCUCAAAGGGAGUUGAGGGUGCAGCUAUGGGCUUGCAAAAUGAGAAUAGCAAAGAUAAGCUCAAAGAAGCUAACGAGGAUGGUAAUUUGUCUAACUCCUCUUCAGAGUCAGAGGAUACAGACAGUGGACCUACAAAGGAGGAGUGCAUUAUCCAAUUCAAGGAGAUGCUAAAAGAACGAGGAGUAGCACCAUUCUCAAAAUGGGAGAAGGAACUGCCAAAGAUUGUCUUUGAUCAACGUUUUAAGGCUAUUCCAAGUCAAGCUGCUAGGAGGUCUAUAUUUGAGCACUAUGUGAAGACACGUGCAGAAGAGGAAAGAAAGGAGAAGCGAGCUGCUCAGAAGGCUGUAAUUGAAGGUUUCAAGCAGUUAUUGGAAGAAGCAUCAGAGGAGAUUGAUCAGAACACGGAUUAUCAAACAUUCAGAAGGAAAUGGGGAAGUGAUCGACGGUUUGAAGCCCUGGACCGCAAAGAUCGAGAGCAUCUGUUGAAUGAAAGAGUCCUUCCAUUGAAGAGGGCUGCUGAAGAAAAGGCUAAAUCAAUUCGUGCAGCUGCUGCCUCGGGCUUCAUGUUAAUGCUUCGUGAGAAAGGAGAUAUAACUGUUCAUUCUCGAUGGUCCAGGGUGAAAGAUGGCCUGAGGAAUGAUCCAAGAUACAAAUCUGUUAAACAUGAGGAUAGGGAGGUUUUAUUUAACGAGUAUAUUUCCGAACUGAAAGCAGUGGAAGAGGAAGCAGAACGGAAGGCAAAAGUGAAAAGGGAGGAACAGGAGAAACUGAAAGAAAGGGAGCGUGAGUUGCGGAAGCGGAAAGAAAGAGAAGAACAAGAAAUGGAAAGGGUGCGACUGAAAGUCCGUAGGAAAGAGGCAGUUUCGACUUUUCAAGCUUUGCUCGUGGAAACAAUUAAAGACCCUCAGGCCUCUUGGACCGAAUCAAAGCCUAAACUUGAGAAGGAUCCUCAAGGACGUGCAACCAACCCUGAAUUAGAUCCAUCUGAUAUGGAGAAGAUUUUCAGGGAACAUGUAAAGAUACUGCUUGAGCGAUGUGUACACGAGUUCAGAGCUCUACUAGCCGAAGUCAUUUCAGAAGCAGCUGCCCAGGAGACUGGAGAUGGAAAAACGGUUCUUAAUUCAUGGUCGACUGCUAAACGCCUCCUUAAACCUGAUCCCAGGUAUACCAAGAUGCCAAGGAAAGAGCGGGAAGCUUUGUGGCGUCGGCACUCUGAGGUGCUGUUGCGUAAGCAAGAGUCAGCGGUUGAUCAAAAAGAAGAGAAGCAUUCAAAUGCGAAAGUGAGAAGUUCUGUCGACUCUGGGAGGUUCCCCUCAGGGUCGAGGAGAACGAAUCAGCGAAGAUAGCUCGAUUGCCCCAGAGAUUUUGUUCUAGGUUCGUGUAGCAUUUACAGAAUUUUGCUUGUCAUUGCUUUUUAAUAUCAAGUAGCUUGGCGCUGAUUUACAUAUUUCUGAAUGUUGUAUUUUAUCAUGCAUCAUCAGAUGCCACCAUUGGCAUUGUCAUCUUUUAGAGCAAAUCAAUGGUUUCCAUCGAUCA